Anopheles coustani is the source of this 2034-nucleotide messenger RNA. Its product is annotated as nose resistant to fluoxetine protein 6-like. Bases 1 to 2034 code for a protein of 677 amino acids. The transcript is spliced from 12 exons. The record is from RefSeq and is a predicted model, not a curated record. Gene Ontology annotation, molecular function: acyltransferase activity, transferring groups other than amino-acyl groups. NCBI's taxonomy places the organism in Eukaryota, Metazoa, Arthropoda, Insecta, Diptera, Culicidae.
AUGCAUUUUAUUGUGUUGGUGGCGGCAGCAGUGCUCGUGCAACAAAGUGCAGCCGAAUCAGUCAAGUUGGAUGAGUACUACCUCAUGCCGCAGAUUUACGACUACGACGACUACGACCGGUGCGUGGCCGGAGCGGAGGAUGCCGUUUACUGCGUCGCUCGUUCCGUCAUCAAACCGGACCAAGACUCGAGCCUUUGGCGACUGAUCGAGCAUAUCACGAACGACACUAGGCGAAACUUUCGUCACGAUCACCUUGAUCGCGGAUUUUGUGUCGAUCGUUGCCGUCAGCUGGUGGACUCGUUGGAUCGGGAAACGGCGGAGGACCUGUUUGUGACUAAGUUCGACAUUUCUUUUCCGUACAUCAUCAGAUCCGAUGCCUUCAACAAUGUGACCGGAGAUCGUGAGCGGUACGGUCGGUUGAUUAACAUCUGCCAGAACUAUGCCCUUCGCCAGUACAAUCUGUCCGCGUACACCGAGAUCGAGUAUUGCACCGGACCACAGCGAACUACCCCGAUCGAUGGGCUGGACAUCAGCUUUCUCGUGAUUUCGGCCCUGAUCGUUGGGCUUGUGAUUGCCUCCACCUGGUACGACCACCACACCAGCAAGCAGCUUGGCAAUGAGCACUACAAGAAGGAUCUGCCAUGUCGAAAAACCAUGGUCCUGACGUCCUUUUCACUCGUGCGCAACUGGUAUCGGCUGGUGUCGCGAUCCAAGGACCAGCUAAACGAGGACCUUAAGUUCUUCCAGGCGAUCCGGUUCUUCACCUUCUGCCUGGUGGUUGUUGGCCACUGCGGGGAUCUCUUUACAGCCACAUCAUUCGCAAACACUUACGGCCGCGAGUCCGAGUAUUCCAACCCCCUUGCGCAUAUCCUGAUCAACGGGUCGCUGAUCGUGCAGUCGUUCUUCGAGAUGAGUGGUUUCCUGCUCAGCAUUCAUUUCUGCACCAACCAGGCGAAAAUGAAGAAGAUUAGCUGGGCGGCCAUCUUUGUCACUGUAGCCUAUCGCUAUAUCCGACUGACGCCUGCCUACGCAUUUAUCCUUCUGUUGCAUGCCACCUGGCUGCCCAAGCUUCAGGACGGACCCUUCUGGCCGCGUGGUGCCGAAGUCGAGCGGAAUCUUUGUCGACGCAACUGGUGGACGAAUUUGCUGUACGUCAACAACUACGUCAAUGCCGACGAACCGUGUCUCCAACAAGCCUGGUAUUUGGCAUGUGACUAUCAGCUGUUCACCGUUGGGUUGAUCAUUUUAGUAACGGUUACAAAGUACAAAAAGUAUGUCGUACACAUUUUUAGCGUUUCCGGUUUAAUUGCAAUACUGAUCCCGGCUCUAGUUGUUUAUUUCAAUCACUUUGAUGGUGUAUUCCUCGUAACACUACAAGCGGAACGUUUCAUUUACUGGUUCGAUGAGAUGUAUCAUAAAAUUUACAUACCGUUCCACACGAACAUCGGCUGCUACCUCGGAGGUGUGGUUUAUGGGUAUCUUUACUACCGUGUGCGUACAUCCGACAACAAAGGCAACCGGUCUGGGUUCCUUAAGUUCCUAUGGUACAUGACCGUCCCAUGCGCAAUGUUAACUUUAAUGCUCAGCAUGAUCUUCUACACGAACAACUUUGAGAAACCGUCGGUGUGGAUCGCAAUUUUCUUCCCGUUGCACAAGAACGCCUGGGCGCUGUUCGGCGCGAUCGUGCUGUACGGCAUCAUUUACAAUUACAAUCGAUUUGUAAAGAGUGUCGUUAACUUCCCACUGUUUGUUCCGUUGGGUCGAUUGACGUAUUGUGCCUACAUAAGUCACGUGUUCUUCCUGAAGAAUUUCUUCUACGGCUCGCGUGAAAUCGGUUACUUCAGUCAGGUAUCGAUGUACACAAAAGUCAUAUCAGUAAUAAUAGCGUCAUACAUUCUUGGUGCCAUAGUGGCCCUAACAUUGGAAUUCCCCAUUUCUGCGCUGCAAAAGCAUCUGUUGUCAAAACAACUUGAAAAAAUCUCCAAACCAGAACCACCGAAAGAGAACAACAACGUGAGCCCACCGUCAGCGUAA